Molecule: messenger RNA, 5496 nt
Organism: Clupea harengus (Atlantic herring)
Lineage: Eukaryota; Metazoa; Chordata; Actinopteri; Clupeiformes; Clupeidae
Gene: jag1b
Product: jagged canonical Notch ligand 1b
Biological process (GO): cell communication; multicellular organism development; Notch signaling pathway
Cellular component (GO): membrane
Molecular function (GO): calcium ion binding; Notch binding
Source: RefSeq, a predicted model, not a curated record
UGAACUUGCUCUAUAGUUACUGCUGUGCCUCAGUUGUGGACGGCGCUCUCAUGGCUCUGGUGUAACGAUUUCUCACUGCUGAGAGGGAGAGAAAGUACAGAACUACAGAACAAUUCAGAAUCUAAAGAAAACAAGUGCAUAAGGAGGUUCACUUUUUUGUGUUGGAAAACUGUGGCGUUUUUCUUUCCAAAAAGUUUUGCUCUCUGUCUUUGCAUGUUUAAAUCGGAGAGGAAUAUUAGUGCCGUGAGUCGGCCAGACGUCUAGUUAUAGAGCAAGAGGCAACACCAACAAGACGGCAUGAUUUUGCGACGGAGUUCAGUGUUUGCAGCUUUUUACUUCCAUGCCUUUUUACUCUGUUUGCGUGCGAAGGUGUCUGACGCCUCGGGACAAUUCGAGUUGCAAAUCUUAUCGAUGCAGAACGUGAAUGGCGAAUUGCAGAACGGCUUGUGCUGUGAUGGGUCAAGGGACGCGGAGGACCGAAAGUGCAAUAGGGAUGAAUGUGAUACUUAUUUCAAAGUUUGUUUGAAGGAAUACCUGCGUGUUGCUGCAUCUGGGCCUUGUAGUUUCGGAACUGGAUCUACGCCUGCACUCGGAGGGAAUACAUUUUCUUCGAAGACCACUUUGAGGAACGAACAAUCCAGGAUAGUCUUGCCUUUCAGCUUCGCCUGGCCGAGGUCCUAUACAUUGAUAGUGGAAGCCCUGGACUACGAUAACGACACCACAAGUGGAAGCUCCUCUGGGAAGGUCAUCGAGAAGGCCCUGCACUCAGGCAUGAUCAACCCCAACCACCCGUGGCAGAAGCUGUCCCACAACGGCAACGUGGCCCAGUUCGAGUACCAGAUCCGGGUCACCUGCGACGAGCACUACUACGGUUUCGGGUGCAACAAGUACUGCCGGCCCCGUGACGACUUUUUCGGCCACUUCAUCUGCGACCACAACGGCAACAAGACCUGCCAGGAGGGGUGGUCUGGACGGGACUGCAACAAAGCUAUUUGCAGACAAGGCUGCAGCACUGAACACGGCCACUGUGACCAGCCAGGUGACUGUCGGUGUCUGUAUGGCUGGCAAGGACUAUACUGUGACAAGUGCAUCCCUCACCCAGGAUGUCAGCAUGGGACUUGCAUAGAGCCGUGGCAGUGCCUGUGUGACACCAACUGGGGUGGCCAGCUCUGUGACAAAGACCUGAACACCUGUGCAACCCGGCAGCCAUGCCAUAACGGAGGGACCUGCAGCAAUACGGGGCCUGACAAGUACCAUUGCUCGUGCCCUGAAGGCUACUCGGGAGUGAAUUGCGAAAGAGCAGAGCAUGCCUGCCUCUCCAACCCCUGUGGCAAUGGAGGAAACUGUGUGGAGAACAGCCAGGGAUACGAAUGCCAAUGUGCGCCUGGAUGGACAGGACCGUCCUGCACCAUCAAUGUCGAUGAGUGCACUCCCAACCCAUGCAGUCAUGGCGGCACCUGCCAAGACCAAGUCAAUGGGUUCAAGUGUGUGUGUCCAGCUCAGUGGACUGGCAAAGUCUGUCUCAUAGACGCCAACGAAUGCGAGGACCGGCCCUGCAAGAAUGCCAAGUCCUGCCGCAACCUGAUCGGAAGCUACUUCUGCGAGUGUCUGCCCGGCUGGACUGGUCAGAACUGCGACAUUAAUAUUAAUGACUGCCAUGGCCAAUGCCAGAAUGGAGGGACUUGCAGGGACCUGGUUAAUGGUUACCGCUGCGUUUGUCCUUCGGGCUACAUGGGGGAGCACUGCGAGAAGGACAUCGACGAGUGCACCAACAGCCCCUGUCUGAAUGGCGGCCGCUGUCAGGACGAGGCCAAUGGCUUCCAGUGCCUGUGCCUGGCUGGUUUCUCAGGUAACCUGUGUCAGCUGGACGUCGAUUACUGCGAGCCCAAUCCGUGUCAGAACGGAUCGCCGUGUUUCAACCUGGCCUCCGACUACUUCUGCAAGUGCAAUGACGACUACGAGGGCAAGAACUGCUCCCACCUGAAGGACCACUGCCGCACCACAGCUUGCCAGGUGAUCGACAGCUGCACGGUGGCGGUGACGUCAAACAGCACCCCCGAGGGUGUGCGCUACAUCUCGUCGAACGUCUGCGGGCCCCACGGGCGAUGCCGGAGCCAGGCCGGGGGGCAGUUCUCUUGCGAGUGCCAAGAGGGCUUCAGGGGCACAUACUGUCACGAGAACAUUAAUGACUGCGAAAGCAACCCGUGUGAAAACGGUGGGACGUGUAUUGACAAAGUCAGCGUGUACCAGUGUAUCUGUGCCGACGGCUGGGAAGGGGACCACUGUGAGAUCAAUAUUGAUGACUGCCGCAUGAGUCCUUGCCUCAAUAAAGGGACGUGUCAAGACCUGGUUAACGACUUCUACUGCGAGUGCAGAAAUGGCUGGAAGGGAAAAACCUGCCACUCCCGUGAGAGCCAGUGCGAUGAGGCCACCUGCAACAACGGGGGAACCUGCCUGGACGAGGGGGACAACUUUACAUGCAAGUGCGCCCCAGGUUGGGAGGGAGCCACGUGCAACAUUGCGAAGAACAGCAGCUGCCUACCCAACCCCUGUGAGAACGGAGGGACGUGCGUGGUGAGCGGCGACUCCUUCACCUGCGUCUGCAAGGAGGGCUGGGAGGGCUCCACUUGCACUGAAAAUACCAACGACUGCAAUCCACACCCAUGCUAUAACAGUGGAACAUGUGUGGAUGGAGACAACUGGUACCGCUGUGAGUGUGCUCCGGGCUUCGCUGGCCCAGACUGUCGUAUAAACAUAAACGAGUGCCAGUCUUCCCCCUGUGCCCCUGGCUCCACCUGUGUAGACGAGAUCAAUGGCUACCGCUGCUUGUGCCCACCUGGACGGUCUGGCCAGCAGUGUCAGGAAGUCACUGGCCAGCCUUGCCUUAUCAAUGGACAUGUGACUGCUGAUGGCAGGAAGUGGGAAGAUGACUGCAACACCUGUCAGUGCUUAAGUGGGAAAGUCACCUGUACCAGGAUGUGGUGUGGCCCCAGGUCCUGUCGGAUCAGCGCUAAAGGUCGUGGGGGCUGCCCUAUGGGCCAACAGUGCAUGCCCAUUAAGGAGGACCACUGCUUCAUCAAGCCCUGCCCUGGCCUGGGAGAGUGCUGGCCCAACAUCCCUCUGCCGCCACCUUCCAAAUGCCAUCCCGGCUCCACUUACCAAGACAACAGCUGUGCCAACAUCACAUUCACAUUCAACAAGGACAUCAUGCCUCCAGCCCAGAGCAUUGAGAACAUUUGCAACGAGCUGAGAAAUCUCUACCUUGUGAGGAACCUGUCAGUGGAGCACUCUGUGUGCAUCACCUGUGAGCCGUCGUCUUUCGCGAGCAACGAGAUACACGUCAGCAUUUCAACUGAUGAGCCCAGAAUGGACAGGAGUCCAGUGAAAGAGAUCACCGACCGGAUCAUUGACCUGGUGAGCAAGAGGAACGGCAACAACUCCAUCAUUGCCGCCAUCACGGAAGUCCGAGUGCAUCGGAGACACAGCAAAACUGACUACCUGGUCCCUUUGCUCAGCUCCAUCUUCAUUGUCAUCUGGAUCCUUGCCUUGGCCUCUGCCUUCCUGUGGUGUAUACGUCGCCGUCGGAAACAGAGCAGCCACGGCAACACAGCGGCCUCGGCAGCCGCCGAGGACAACACGACCAACAAUGUGCGUGAGCAGCUCAACCAGAUCAAGAACCCCAUCGAGAAGCACGGUGCCCACACUGUGGCCAUCAAAGACUAUGAGGGCAAGAACUCCAUAAUCGCCAAAAUUAGGACACACAACCCCGAGGGAGAGGACGAGGACGUGGACAAGCACCUGCAGAAGGCCCGGUUCACAAAGCAACCGGCCUACACGCUGGUGGAGAGAGAGGAGCGCACAUCCAAUAAAAACCCAAACUGGACUAAUAAACAAGACAACAGAGACUUGGAAACAGCACAGAGCUUAAACAGGGUGGACUAUAUUGUAUAGCAGGCAACUGUGUUGUCAUGCAAACCAAAACCCUACAAGCCCCACCCACCCAACGCCUCCUUCCUGUUCCAUGUUCUGGUAACGGGGAGUAGGUGAAGGGUAUGUGGGGAUGUGUAGUUCAUAAACUGUUUCGUCAUAUUCUUGACUCUAAAGUUAUUAUUUGCAUAGAAUCCCUGUGUUAAUUUAAGUUUUGACAAGCUGGCUUACACUGGCAAUUGAUAGUUGCUGUGGUUGGCUGGAAUACCAAGUGCUGCAUUUCACAUAUAUGCAAAAUUAGUUUCAAAUACCCUCCUGCCACAUUUCAGACAUUGAACGGGCAGAUAUGUGAGUGUAUCCUGCCAUUAUACCCCUGACACAGUGUAUUUUGCAACAUGUUUGCAAGUGUUACUUUAUAUAUUUUUUUUAUUUUUUAACUAAAAGGACAUCAACAAGAGUAGGUGUUACUUGGAAGGGCUCUCUGGUUGUUCACCUCUAGUUGUGUACUGAAAGUGCCUUUGCAGCUCCACACCACAGCAACCAUCAGAAAUGAAAAUAAUAAUGAAAAAAAAAAAAACUUUAUUAUUUAUUAUUUUUUUUCUUUGGGCGGGUUGGGUCUGUCAGCAUUUGCUGCGAUAUGAAGAAUUUCAAAGUGUCAAUUUAGAUCAUUUUGUGUAGAUAUGUACAUUUUUCAAUUAAUCACUGUGUAUAUUUGAUUUAUUAAAUUAAUAAUCAAGAGCCUUAAAAUACCAUUCCUUUUUUAUUUAUAUGUACUGUCUAGUUUUGAAGGUUUUGAUAGCUUUGUAAGCUUACAGCUUCUUUAUUUUUGAUGACAACUUUGUUUCGUGUUUCAAAAUGCCAAAAUAAUAAAAGGCCAAAUGUUCUGGUCUUUGUACAAAAAAAAAAUGUCAAUGUGUAAAAGGUCUAUCUUUCACAUUCAUAUUGUCAGGAGGUUUUUCUUUUUCUUUCUUUUUUUUUAAAGUAUGAAAGGCAAGUGAGGAAAACAUAAUCAACAGAAAAUGGCUGCUUUAGAAUUUUACUUUAACACGGUGGCAUACAGAUUGCUUGCCACAAAUAAAGACAUUAUUGCUUUAAGGGAACCACAAUCUUCAGUAGCUUAUUAGUUGCCCACUGAAAACCCCACGAAAGUCUGCUUUGUGCCUGAGGUAGCGCAUGCUUCAGAAUGCUACACCAUUUCACUUCUGGCUUUAGAUUGCAUGACAUCAUAAGCUAGGCAUUGAAUACUUGAACAGUAAAGGGGCCAAUGGGAACACUGUAGAAAACUGCCUUGCUCUUUGGUAGUCUGUUAUUUUAAAUUUUUUUGCUGUGUACAUGGACUGUUGUCUUGUUUUUUUAUUUUUAUAGGCUCUUCAUUAAAAGACAAACUAUCAUAUUUCAUUCAUUUGUAAAAUCCUUUGAAAUCACGGUGACAUUUUGUGUCCAACUUUUGACAUUAGUGUUAACCUCAGAAUGUUCUUUUUUUGAGGUGUUCCUGGCAAUAUUUUUUGAAAAGUCAUAUUUAUUAAAUAUUUUGUAUGAAAAGAGAAUUAAAAGUUGUUCAAAAUUUGA